Messenger RNA from Patella vulgata (common limpet), 1585 nucleotides. RefSeq names its product telomerase reverse transcriptase. NCBI's taxonomy places the organism in Eukaryota, Metazoa, Mollusca, Gastropoda, Patellidae. Gene Ontology annotation, molecular function: telomeric repeat DNA binding; telomerase RNA binding. The record is from RefSeq and is a predicted model, not a curated record. Gene Ontology annotation, cellular component: telomerase catalytic core complex. Gene Ontology annotation, biological process: telomere maintenance via telomerase. The coding region runs from base 51 to 1460 and encodes 469 amino acids. The transcript has 15 exons.
UAAAGUUUAUUAUUUUAGGUAAAUUUGAUCGACUUUGUCUUGGUGAGAUCAUGAAUGGUAUCAAGAUAAAGAAGUGUAAAUGGUUAAAGAAGAUAUCAAAUCCUACUCAACAAUCACAUUUAUUAUCUAAACUACAACUCUGGUUAUUCAACUAUUUUAUUAUUCCUAUAAAACAGGCAUUCUUCUAUGUAACAGACAGCAGUAACUAUAGAAACAGAGUAUUUUAUUAUCGUAAAUCAUUGUGGCAGAAAAUAUUUUACAAAGCUUUCAAAGCUUUUAAAGAAAAAAGUUCAUUGAAGCUUAUUCCUGAAUCUGAAGUAAAAUUACUUUUAAAAUAUGAGAAAAGUCUAGGAAUAGCUCAUCUACGAUUUCUACCUAAAACAAGUUCCUGUAGACCUAUAGUUAACAUGGGUAAAAAUCUCCUCUUUCCUGGUAUAACAAAGAAAAUACCUAUCAAUAAACAGUUAUUAAAUCUACUGAAUGUUUUAUCACCUGAUAAGUUGAAGAAUAGUGAUAAUUUAGGAUCUACUGUAUUUGGUACUGAUGAUGUAUAUUUGAAAUUAAAACAUUUUAUUCAACAGAGAAAAGAUAAUCAAGAUAACAGAGAAUUGUAUUUUGUGAAGACUGAUAUCAGUAAUUGUUAUGAUACAAUUAAACCUGAAAAACUCCAUGACAUCAUCAAAGAUAUACUGCAACAGAAUCCUGAUGAAUAUAUAACUAGGAGAUAUUUUACUGUCAUGUCUGUUGGAGGUAAAUUACGCGGAACUAUAAAUCGUGAUUCAAGAUCGUUGAUGGAUUAUAAUCCAGAUUUCUUCUCCUUUAUAAAAGAUAAAAUACAAGAUGGCGACCUUAGAGAUCUUCUUCUUGUUGAUAAGGUAAUCAGUGAACAUGAUUCAACAGAUAACUUAUUAGAGCUUCUUCGUGCAUUGCUUUAUAAUAACAUUAUUAAGGUUGGUCGAUUAUAUUAUAAACAAGAAUUAGGUAUAAGUCAAGGUUCGGUUCUAUCUACGUUACUAUGUAAUUAUUAUUAUGGUCGUAUGGAAGGAGAGUCAAUGACCGUGUUACAAGAUGAGUUGAUGAUGAGGAUGGUAGAUGAUUUUAUAUUUAUAUCACCAUAUAAACACAGAGCUGUAGAAUUCCUUACAAACAUGUGGUCAGGAAAUGUGGAGUAUAAUUGUAGUGUUAAUGCUGAGAAGAUUGUUACUAAUUUUACCUGUCAACUUGAAAACAGAGAUAUACAACAUCACAUAAAUCAAGAGUUUGCAUGGUGUGGUUAUAUAAUAAAUACCUCAACAUUAAAUAUAUCUGUUGAUUAUGAUCGCUAUAUUGGUUUAGCCAUUUCUGAUACUAUGACUUUUGAAACUGGACAGAAUCCUGGACAAGCCAUGAAAAAUAAACUUAUGCUAUCAAUCAGACCCAAGUGUAACUGUUUAUUUCUAGAUCCAAAGGUAAGUGAUUAGUUAUUGAUUAUUGGUUGUUAUGAUCAAUAACCUGAGCUACAAUGUAUAUUACCUUGAAAGGUGAGGUGAUGCGUUAUUAAGAAUAGAUGAUGAUCAUCGAUAACAUCAGUUAAAAUAUAUAUUAC